CCAUGCUGUGUGAAAGGUUCUGUCACUUCCUGUACUUUAUCAAUCAGAAUUCUGACAAUGUCAUAUUCUUGAUGAUGUCAUAAACACCAUUCUGAGGGGAAUGUGAUGUCACUGCCUGUACUUUAUCAAUCAGAAUUCUGACAAUGUCAUAAUGUUGAUGAUGUCAUAAACACCAUGCUGUUUGAAAGGUUCUGUCACUUCCUGUACUUUAUCAAUCAGAAUUCUGACAAUGUCAUAAUGUUGAUGAUGUCAUAAACACCAUUCUGAGGGGAAUGUGAUGUCACUGCCUGUACUUUAUCAAUCAGAAUUCUGACAAUGUCAUAAUGUUGAUGAUGUCAUAAACACCAUUCUGAGGGGAAUGUGAUGUCACUGCCUGUACUUUAUGACAUCUAUGUCACAUCUAUGACAUACUUCAACUCUUCAAUCCAACAUCUGAAUAAUUUACAACUGAGCUUCGUGUACAGAGCCCAGAAAAAAAAACUUGUUGAAAAAUGGAUAUGGACUUGGAAGCAGUUAUUCAACAACUUGAAGGCAUUAAUAUCCAACUGCAAAGGUAUCAGAAACAAGAUCAGAAAAAACAACUGGCAGAGCACCAUGAAAAUAGCCGAACUCAAAAAGGAUUGGAUGCAAUGUCCAUGGCUAUGAAAGUGGCAAACGAAGCCAUUUUAAUAGCCAAGGAAGCUUUGGGAAAAGAACUUCAGGAGCUAAACCAUAUGCGACCUGACAAAGCCUGGGAUGAGAAGUGUAAGAACAUCAAGGCAGAGCACUUAGCAGCAAGCCAGCAAAACGAGGCACUGCAAAAACAAAUUCAGGAGCUCAGGAAAAUACUCAAAAAUGAACCAGCUUUGGAGGAAAUGUGUAAGGUCAUGAAGGAGGAAACUGAGGUCGUGAGGCUCCAAAAUUACAGCAUACAAGAGGAGAUCCAGGAGCUCAAAGAAAAGUGCAGAAAUUUAAAUGCAUUGGAUGAAAUGUAUAAUCAACUGAUAGCAGAGAAUGUGGCGAUUAGCCAGCAAAAUGACAACCUGAGACAAGAGAUUCAGGAGAUAGCCAAAGAUCUCCGUAAUGAAAAGGCUCUAGAGAAAAUGAUUGAUCAAAUGGAAGUGUCAAAAGUGGCCAUCAGCCAGCAGAACGCUGCACUGAAAGAACAACAGCAGAAGCUCUACAAAGAUUAUGAAGAUCAAAAGAUUUUCAGUGUCAUGUAUAGGGAGAAGUUGCACAUCGUGGAAGGUAUGCGCCACCAAAAUAAAAACAUCAAAAUAUGCAUUCAGAGCCUUACCAGAAGGAUCCAGAACAGAAAAGCCAUGAAGGACAAGUAUAAAGCCCUGAAAUCAGAAAAAAAAGAUGUUUCUGCUAAACAAAAUGAGCUUAUUAAACAACGUCAUUUGCUCUUCUCAAAGUACGAUAGCAUGCCAGUCUAUGAAGGCAAGUUUGGUCCACUGAGAGAGGAGACUGAAGCCUUAAGACAAAACAACAAUGAACUCCAUCGAGAAAUCAAACAGUGCAUUGAGGAGAUGGAAAACAAAACUGUCAUAGAGGAAAUGUAUAAAGCAAUGAAAGUAGAGAAAAAGAAUCUAACUCAGCGUAAUAACAUCCUGAAAAAAGAAAUUCAGAAGGUGGAGAAAAGGCUUGUAAAGGAACAAGCUUUGGUAGACAGGAAUAAUGUCAUGAAAGAAGAAAAUGAAGCCUUGAGCCAACAAAACUACACAUUACAACUCGAGGUUGAAGAGCUCUACGCCAGACUACAAAGUGAACAAAUGCUGGAGGUCAUGAAUAAAUCGCUGACAAUGGAAAAAGAUGCCAUGGGCCGACAAAAGGACGUACUUCGACAAGAGGUCCAGGAGCUCAAUGAAAAGUUGAACAGCAAAAAAGCUUUAGAAAGUGCGGGCAACGCGAUGAAGGCUGAGAAAGAGAACAUCGGCCAAGAGCCCUCCGCACAUACGAUGCUUAGCUCACCUGUGAGGCUGGGAAAAUUCCAGCCUCACACAAAAAGGUGCUGGUUCAAUUCCUGGGCCUGACUCUUUUUGUGUAGAGCUGGAUUUUUGUCUGCGUUUCUGUGUGGAGUUUGUAUGUUUUUCCCCGUGUCUGUGCGGAUUCUCCCGGGUGCUCCGGCUUCCCCUACAUCAUAAAACACAUUUAUAAUAUAGAUUCUAAAUUGGCCUAAAAAAAACAAACAAUACCUAAAAUCAGGGCAGCACGGUGGUGCAGUGGUUAGCACUGUCACCUCAGAGCAAGAAGGUCCAGGGUUCAAACCUUGGUCGUCUGCUUUUCUGUGUGGAGUUGUAUGUUUCUCCCCGUGUCUGCGUAGGUUCGCUCCAACUUCUCCUACAUCAUAAAACAUAUUUAUAAUAUAGAUUCUAAAUUGGCCU
Messenger RNA from Micropterus dolomieu (smallmouth bass), 2366 nucleotides. RefSeq names its product protein Daple-like. The transcript has a single exon. The coding region runs from base 492 to 2015 and encodes 507 amino acids. The record is from RefSeq and is a predicted model, not a curated record. Lineage: Eukaryota; Metazoa; Chordata; Actinopteri; Centrarchiformes; Centrarchidae.